Molecule: messenger RNA, 2853 nt
Organism: Epinephelus lanceolatus (giant grouper)
Lineage: Eukaryota; Metazoa; Chordata; Actinopteri; Perciformes; Serranidae
Gene: acd
Product: ACD shelterin complex subunit and telomerase recruitment factor
Biological process (GO): telomere capping; negative regulation of telomere maintenance via telomerase; telomere maintenance via telomerase
Cellular component (GO): chromosome, telomeric region; shelterin complex; telomerase holoenzyme complex
Molecular function (GO): telomeric repeat DNA binding
Source: RefSeq, a predicted model, not a curated record
AACUUUCCUCAACUGUUAACACUAUUAUGCUUUGCGCAGGACGUCUCAAAGGUAAAAGCGCUAACUAUGUGUUUAGGAUAGGCACGCCCAGUAUUAUGAUAAGAGAGAAUCGUGCAACAUCGCUUUCAAACUGCCCGUCGUGGAGACGUCAGUAUGGUGCAGUCACACUCCCAGAGUGACGUUGUGAAGGAGGAACCAAUGAGCAUUGUGAGUGUGUGUCUGACGGAGCAUAACUGGAGACUCACAGUUUGAAACUACAAACAUGCCUAGACCCGCUCGGAGCACACUGUCUCCGUGGAUAGAGAGUCUGAUCCUGAGCUAUGGCAGUGAGGAGGGGAGCAGCAGCGGGCGGCUCAAGGCUCAUGUCAUCGGGGUGGGUCAGAUGUCUCAGUCCCAGGCUCAGGGCUCUGAGGGCCCCACAGGGCUGCUCUUCCUGUCCGACGGGGUGCUCCGGAUCCCGGCCAUCCUCACGGCAUCAGCUUGGGAGCAUCUCCAGGAGCAGGAGGACCGCGAGUGUUUCACCAGCCUGGUCAACACCACCGUGUGCAUACAGGACUACCGGCUGCAGUUUCACAUGGCCCUUGAACAGACAAAAAGCAGAUUCUUCUUAUCAGUUGGAGAGCUGGCUUCAACUGCAGCUGGUCCAGUUAAAGACAACACUCCUUGCUGCAUGACACUGCCCUCCAUCAGGCUGAAGGUCUGUAUGACAUGGAGGGCCCUGCUGGGUCAGGAGGACUCUCAGAAGAGCCAGUGUGGGUUUGAUCUAUCAGAGCUGCUGGGGGAGUGGCAGCAUGACUGUCUACAGGCUGUGCUGGAGGAUGUUCAGGAGAGGCUGAUCGUAGCAAGCAGCCGCCCAGUGAGCCCGCAGCCCUCCACCUCAACUUACAUCCCAUCACUGGCCCACCCAGAUACAUUCACUGCCACAAGCUGGGACGUUGACAGGGUCAGAUAUAAAGGAAUGAAAUGUUUCACUGUCCCCAUAAAGUGUCUCAUCAUCCCAGAGGAAGAUACUCAGCGGACCUGUGCUGGAACAAGUGGCCGUUGUGCCGCCUCUGAGGACAGAAAGAGAGAGUUACUUCAAGAUUGCAAAUCUUCAGAGAUGACGCUGCCUUCAGUUGAUGGUGCAGAGUGGCGAAUAGCCAAGCCAGCAGUUGUAGAGCCAGAUGGAGACAAUGAGAAUUCACCUUGUCCAUUGGAGGACAGCAUGCUACACGAGGGCUUGAUGAUUGACAGUGACAUCCGGCCUUUAUCCAACCCUUGGGACAUUUUUCCUCCACCAUGUGAAACCUCAUUAUCCUCUGAUGCAUCCCCAGAAGCAACGCCAACCCAGUCACCCCACAAUCCCACUGCCACUGAAUUCAAGUCUGAUCAUUCUGCAGUCUUAACCAGCACGCAACUUCCUGUCACCAGCUCCGAGGAAUCCCGGCAGACAUCCAAGAACAGCAAAGGAGAGAACAGCUACCUCCCGCCAUACCAGAGACAGCCACACUCAACUAGCCUCCCCACCACUACGGUUUCUUCAACUUCUGUGAGUUCACCAGAGCCUUUUAGCAGACCGUCAAACCUACUGCCUGCCACAGACGAACACCACAGUGACACAGCACAACAAAAUCUUCCGGCUUUGGACAAGGAAAAACAGACUUUGGAAAAAGAAACCUUUGAGGGAAAAAAAAGAAAGAGAAAGAGAAGUGAGCCAUCACCAGAAGCACUGACCACCUUAGUGGAAGAGGAAGUGGAGGAAUCUCAGAUUAGUGGGAGCCCUCCGUCUUGGCUCUUUGACAGUCAGGCAGGCUCCAGGGCUGAAGAGGGCAGCAGUCACAGACAGGGUCAAACUGUGGGGACUGUCUCGAGUAAGAGUCCCACUGUUCACAGCGAUGGCAGGCCGUUCUCUUACUCUUACCAAGCGUCAGGACAGAAUCUGCAGGAUUUCAGUCGUUUCAAAGUCGCACAGUCCUUGCUGCACUGGGCGGUGAAAUAUCUUCUCAUUCCAAAGCAGACAGAGAAUCCACACGACACAUCAGUGACCUCUGAUCAAACUUCGUCUGACAGGACUGAGGUCACCUAACUUUAGGUUCAAAAGGUUGAGAGACAGUUAAGCUAAUUAAUCUGUUAAUGUUUGAGUUGUUUUAUUGUUUCAUCUGACAUAGUGUUGACUCACAGACUGGUGGUAUUCCAGAGCAGCUUUAUACGCUAUGUCUGAAUUACCAAGUAAUAAGUUUAAACUUUGUUCCUUUGCUGUCUUAAUUUAAUCUUAAAUGUAUAUUUCACCCCCCAGACAAUCUUUUGUAUAACAACUACUUACCCUGUGUUACAACAAAUUGCAUAGAUAGUGUAUUUGUGUUCUUGUGUGACUCUGAUGAAUCCAAACUAACCCUUUAAACAGCAAAGUCGCGCAAUAACACCAAGUAACCAGCUGAUCGAGGCAGCAGUAGACCAGCAGCUCCCGUGUUCAGCAAGGUCAGUGGAGUCUGGCUUUGAAGAGAGCAGAGAUAAGUUUAAUUUUCAGUUCGGCCUCCUGUUGGAAGGGGCUGUCUGUUUGGGAAGUACUGAGAUACAACUGGAUAAAUGAGACUAGGAUUAUACUGCACAAGUUGUGUGAGAGUUUAUAAAUAGAUGUUUUGAUAUAGUUUUGCUGUUUAACGCAGCCUGCCCUUUACUCAGUUCAUCAAGAAUUUUCUCAGUUUUUCAAUUCUACGUUAGCCAGCGGCCUCUGAAAAAAAUUUUCUUCAAGAAUUAAAUUUAAUGUGGUGAGUAAUUUAUGUACAAAAGGUCAUGUGGGGGGAUGAAAUAUCUCCUUAGCUCAGGGUCUGCUUACCAACCAAGUUUUGUAAUAAAGAGUUUGUUCAACCAAAA